AGGCAGGUUACUCGGCUCAAAGACAUACCACCAUGCCCGGCAGAGGGAAAAGGAAAGCCGAUCCACUGGCUGGCAGCGCAAAUGGCAGCGUCCAAAAGAAAACCAAAUCUGAAGGCUCCAUGCAAUGCUCUGAUGGGAAAAAUGGUCUGUCAGAGCGGCGAUUGAAACAAUAUUCCGUCGGAAAAUCUGGACGAGUCCCGUUGACGGUCGGCAUCACAGGAGCUCGAGCAGACGAUGUGCUGCGUGGUGUGGAGGAAGCGAGUAGUGGUGAUGUUGCCAAUGUAGUCUUGCGCAUCCACUCUGGGGUGGUGUCGGCGCCUUCGAUCAUUCGGCGCAGUGUUGAGGCGGAAGUGGGCCGAGAUGCACUGGUGGAAACGGUGGCCAAGCACUUUUCAAUUUCCAAGGCCCAGGCAGAGCUUCGUUAUGACGACUUCCCAACGACCGAGGCUCCGAAUCAUCAGCCACUGGGUUCCGGUUGCUGUCAUGGCAUUGAGGAAGAAUGCAACUGUCCUCCAGCGGCCACAUUUGUGAUUGUGUGCCAAGGAGUGUGGCAGUCCUUUGCUGAACAGCAUGGCCACGGCUCCGAGAUGCAGCGGCUCAGCAGUCCUCGGUGGAGCAAGUUGGAAAGGGCAGGUUUGGAUUUUGGCAAAGGGCAAGUAGUGAACCUCCUGUUGCAGAGGGGGUGUGCGGGUGUACGGGGACUAUGGAGUUUGACGGAGAUUGUUUGCCUUGAUUGAUCUCUGGAUCCACAGCUAUGAUCCCAUGCUGCUGAGGGCCAUGGUCGAGGAGCGACGUGUCGUUUGCUGGCGUGAUGUGUUGCAGCUCAUGUAUACACCUGGCUUGCCAGAGGGGAAGAAACUCAUCCUUCGUCCCCGUCUCUUUGAGCUGGUUGCUGGACCACAAAUUCUCUCGGUGGUGGAUGAAAAGGAGGACGUCUUGGACGUGGUGAAGAUCUUUGGAGGUGAGGGACCGGCGCUGAUGUUACGGCUCUCUGGCCGAGUGAUGCGGGUGCCGUGCGGCUCCUCUCGAGCUUAUCAGGUAGACGUGGAGACAAUUAGAGAGGCGGUGAAGGGCCUCGUGGUCGGAACUGAUGAGCAACUUCACCACUGCUUGACUCAGCUCCAACCUUUGAGCCUGGGAGCUUUGAAGAGCAGCUUGCAGAAAGUCAUUCGCUUCCAUGCCAAAGACGUUCUAGUGGAAGGCAAGCUCAUCCCGGCUCCGGUGGUUGCAGCUGCCUCAGCCGCCCUGCUCUUUGCAUCGAAGGGUGGUUUUUCACCGGAGCUUCAGCUAUUUACCCGUGGUGCCACUGCAGCUUUCAAGCGUUUGGCUGUGAUUCUGCUGGAAGAUGCAUGGAUUGAAGAAGACAACAUGGCCUCUUCGUUGGAAGGUCUCCUGGCUCUGGGUUUAGUGACUCAGCAGAUGAACGACUACGAACCCUCACAUCACCUCAUCAUCUCAUCCAUGCGGAUUGCCGCGAAGGCCGCGAUGUCGUGCAGCUUGAUUGCCUGGCGCAAAGGAAAGCAGGGUCCUUCAAGCAUCAAGGUGCUCGAAUGUGAGGCAAGGUCCUUCCAGACUUCGGCUCAACUCUUAAGAGACCUCCGAAGCUUUGCCGGUGACAUGCAGAUGUUUGAUCAGGUGUCUGAAAGUAGCAAGUCUGGUAAGCUGGAGAUGCUGCAUGCACAUGGACGUCCUGAUAUUAUGCCUCUUUGCCACAUCGUCGACCAGCAUACGUUCCGCGGAGUUGGUCAUGUGCUCGGCGCUGGGUCAGGAGCCACGUUUGCUGAUCGCUUUCAUCUCCUGUUUGAUCAGUGCACCGGCUGCAACCCCAGAUUCUCAGACCUUGCUGGUUUUGAAUCAAGACCUGAAGUUCAGCGUGCUCGUUUUGCACAAAACUGUUGCCUGAACUUUGCCCUGCAGAAACCUCGGAAUGCAUUGCCACUGAUCUCUGAUGGCACUCCAGUGAGUCUAGAGCUAGACACAGGGGUGCUGGCUGCAGGCGUUGGGCCAAUUUCGGUGCACGUGAAUGCGGGGUCCAAGCGCAAAAAGGAACUUUUAGUUUUGCUUGGACUGAGAUGCCCAGAAGAUGAGGUAGUGAUGCUGAAACCCGUUAGAGCAACCAGAGAUUUGUUCGGUGAACUUACAGAGAAAGAGCGUGCAGAUGCAGUCACUUUAGCCCGUUCGCACAGCCAUCGUGUGGUGUCUCCCUUGCUGCCAAGCAGCAAAGAAGCCCAGUUUCGUGACGGAAUGUGGGAGGUAGAUGGAUGCAAAUGGGCAGACCUAGUCAGCCAAGGAGUCAAGGUCAAAAUACCGCUGGUUUGCCCACCGCGCUGGUGUGACGACCUGUUGAAGAACCCCAGCAGAGUGUGUGAUUUGCUUGAUGAUGAUGGUGCUUUAGAAGAUGCUCUCCGAAGUACAGGUGCUGGAAUGAUUGCAGAUUCAGACAAAAUUGUGAUGUGCAUGACCUGUUCACUUCCACACGGAAUCUCCCUUCGAGCAGUAGCACUUUUGCGACAGCAGUAUGCCUGCAUUUCUAUGCCUACUCCAUCUCUGCAAGGAGGUUUGGUGUCUGAUCAGCUCGCGGCCUAUGAUGGGGAUUGGAAGGUCUACCGGCUUUUGGCACUGAUUUCGCGCCUAGUGCCCGCAGCCCUAAGGCCGACCAUGCCACCCAACUUUCAGGUGGUGAACUCCAUCCUCCUGCGAGUUGUUGAGAAGUGGAUGAUGGAGGGCAUCCAAAGCCGCCCAGCUGACCUCCACCUGCCACGGUCCGUUGGUCUAGAAACGGUGGGGCGGUGGGAGGAGGUGCAGAAGUGCCUGGAGCAAGUGGCGGAACUCAUGGAACAUCAACGUGAGGCCAUUCAUUGCAUGGUCCAGCGAGAUGAAGAUUUAAAGUGUGGCGGGCACUUCCUCAUCAUGGAUACUGGCCAUGGCAAGACCGUGACUGCUCUCGUUUAUGCCUUCAGGUGGCUUUGCCAGCAUGGCCAGAACGUGAAGCGUCUGGUGUGGAUCACCCCACAUGGCACUGUGGAGAAUUUGGUCAAGCAGCUGCGAGACACUUGGCGUGUCAAGACCCACGUGGUCCCGCGGAUCUCUUCGGCCAAGAAGCCCAAAAGUGGUGAGCGAUACGACUUGGUUCUCAAGGACUUUAUGGUGAAUGUGAUCCAUGCAGACCACUUGAGAGCUGCUAUUGACAAGGGGCUGGCUGCAGAGGCCACGUCGUCCUUCUUCGUCUUUGACGAGGUGGAUGAGAUGUAUGCACCAACCUUGCGGACUUCGGCCGCCCGGCGCCUGUGCCAGCUUUGCCCCAAGUUCGUGGCGCAGACCGCCACACCGUUGCGGAAGAAUGAGUCGCAGCUCUUGGCAUGGUUGGCAGAUACCUGCUCCUUUCCUGUGGACAAACAAAAUUGGCUGGUGGCUGCUUCUGGGAUGGUCUCGAUGCAGCUGGAACUAGGCAUCGCAGCUCGAGAAGAAGAUGUUCUUGUACCAAUGGUAGAUGAUGUGCGGGAUCAUUGCCGGAGGAUCUUCAAUUCAAGGGGGGCUGCACGUUGGCUUGAAAUGGCAGGACUGGUUCAACAGCACACCGAUGCAGCGAUGAUUAAGGUGGCUGUUCAGGCUGCCGAGGAGGACCGCUCCAGGCAUGCAGAUGGCGGUGUUUUGCUAAUCGCAGAUUCGCGGCAACAUGCGGAGAAGCUCCUGAAGCUCAGCAGUGCACACCUGCCAAGCGGCGAUUUUGCUUCUUUGGAAGCACCUGACGCACACAGAUUUGCCAUCGUGGUGGUGACAAAGGACAAAGACCGUGGAUACAACUCUGCCCGACGACUUGGUGUCAUGGUGACUGGAGCUUAUGCUGGGAAUGCCGCCUCCCGACACCAGAUCCGUGGGCGCCUGAGGCGGCUCGGGCAGAAGCGGAAGGAGGUUCGCUUCGUGACGGUUUGCAUGGAGAAUUCCAUUUUACAUUUGCUCCACAAGCGCCACAGUGCAGUGGACACAAUGAACAUCUCGUUGGAGCAGCUUGGACAACGCUUCAGUGCAGAUGUUUUGAAGGGUCUAGCGGGCAAAUGACUUAGAAACAAAGAUGCGAAUUAUUGGAACGCUACUAGGGGCUCCUGGCCUUACUACUAGGAGCAAGGACGCUACUAGUAACAAGUGCCUUACGUAACAAGAAGCACAAGAAGCUACUAGUGCGCACUUCGGGUGUCGAGAAGUUCCUAUUUUUCACCGGACCGUUCGACGGGUGGCAGCCUGGCAGCCCAGUUGCGGCUGUUUCCAGGUUCUGCGGUCUUGACAUUUUAGGCCCCUUGUGCAGGUCCAGAGGGUAAUCUUCUGGAGGGCCGAAACGAGACGCCGAGGUUGGCGCUGCCAAAGAGUCUGAUUUGAUUUUGGGCCUGAACCAUUUAUGAUCUCCUUGUUCAAUCUCCC
Molecule: messenger RNA, 4416 nt
Organism: Durusdinium trenchii
Lineage: Eukaryota; Dinophyceae; Suessiales; Symbiodiniaceae
Source: the annotation of a GenBank genome assembly